Messenger RNA from Aphanomyces astaci, 2234 nucleotides. RefSeq lists its product as hypothetical. The transcript has 3 exons. Gene Ontology annotation, cellular component: centrosome. The record is from RefSeq and is a predicted model, not a curated record. The coding region runs from base 591 to 2123 and encodes 510 amino acids. NCBI's taxonomy places the organism in Eukaryota, Oomycota, Saprolegniomycetes, Saprolegniales, Verrucalvaceae.
GUCCAACUAACCUAUGGUACUGACUUACGGUAACUUAGUAUCAAUAUUCAGAAAAUACAUCGGAUUUGGAAAAACUGUCAACUGACAGCGAGAACUGAACGACUUGUCCAUGAGAUUGUGUCUUGAUAGUUGCUAGAACGGGAUUUCGCCGGGUCAGAAAUCGAGCAAAAGUAGCGCCAAGAUCUGCUCGACGUGUCGAGACUCGACUUGCGAACUAUCCUCGAUCAUGGCUUCUUCCUGCGCGCGAUGGAGGGCUUCCAGGACAAAGAGUCGCAUGAGUUCCGCGGUCAUUUUGAGUGCGUCAGGCUGGAUCUUGGUGAUGUCGCGCACAUCCGCCAAGACAUCAUCUGUGUCAUCGCACUUGGUCUCGUACAUGUCCGCUCCGUCUUGCUUGGCAUUGUCCCACACGUUGCGAAGAAUCCGUUCAAUGAGCUUGGGUUUGAAUCCCGCCGGGUUGGAAUCACCGCCGCCGCCGCCAUCCCCACCGUGAUCCAUUUGACGAUUGUACAUAUACGGAUAAGGUUACGCACUUUCAGGAUUAUCCGUACAAGUUGAACUUUAAAUAGCCCAAGUUCGUUCGAUCGGCCUUCAUGGGAUCAAGCACCGCCCUGCUCCUGGAAUGCAAGAGGGAGCUGGAGACGUCGACCUAUGACUACGACCACAUCUUGGCAUCAAGUGUCCUUGACGUGUGGCUCGGCUUGACGGCGCAUGUGGAGCGGCAUUUGGUGCUGGAGAAAGGGCUCGUCGUCCCCGUCUUCGGCAAGUUUGCAUUCGUCAAGGGAAAGGACGUGCCGACGCCUACGUUUGCGUUCACAGACAAGUUCCUCAAGUCGUAUCGAGUGACGUCCAAGCGACCGCUGCCGGCGUUGACGUGGCACUGUGGGGACGUGAACUACUCGACUGUCGCCGCCGACGCGCGCAUGAUGAAGGACCAAGCCCAACAUACCGUGGAAGCGAUAUUCAAACACGUGGGGGACGUCACUCAAGCAGGUACACGGUCGUGUCGGUUGAGCUUUGGCUGCGUGGGGCAUAUCGCGAUCGAAGGCAAGUGCAUCGCGUUUCGAUACGAUCCAGCCUUUCUCCGUACAUUGCAGGCCAACAAGAGUCAAAGCAGUAGCAGCGGUAACAACAUCGUUGCUCCGUCCAAACAACCAACUCCAACGACCCACAUGGACGCCCUGGAAGCCAUGGCAGGGAUCCAUCCAUCUCGCCAACAUGCUUCUUCCCGUCAACAAGUCGAUGGGAUGAUGCUCACGGUCAACAACUACAUGGCUCCAUCGAGUGCAAUAACCAAUGCUAUGGUUGGCUCAUCUCCAGCCUCAAAUUUCACUGCUUCGGCUGCUGCUGCUGCUGCUUUGAGCGCCAAUACAACGUCAUCUGACCAACCAGCCCACAAGCACCAUCAUCACCAUCAUCACAAGCACAACACGCACAGCCGACAGCACAAGCCCGCGCCGUCGCCACAGCUCAUGAAAUCCGCGUCCGACAGCGCCGUUUUGACAGUGCCCACCCAAGAUAUUCGUUCCCAUUGCCAGCACCACAUUUUGCCGCGCUUCCUUCUUCCGGAAACCAGGCCCAACCCAAACACGCAAACGUCCCACCUCCAGCAGCUCAUUUUGGAAAAGGCAUAUGCCCGGCACAAAGAGGCACAGGGCGCAGCCAAGGCCACGACGGACGCGAUGGACGCCGAGUACGCCCAGCGCAUGAAAAUUAUCGAGAUCCGGCACUUGAAGGAUCGGGCGACGGCGGCGCUCCAACAUCGCGACAUGCACAACCACCUCCAACAGCAGACGCUUGAGAAGCAGGUCAAGGCGAAAGAAGACCAUCGACUGGCAUCCACGGCGACCACGACGCCCGUGACGAUCCUUCCCCAGGCGAGGGGGCGCACAAAAGAAGAGGAUAAGUCGCAUAAGGCGAUGCUGCGGCGCCAACUGGACGCGGAAAUGCAAAAAAAGCGCGACCGACACGACCAUGCGAGCCACGUCCACCGCGACGAAGAAGUGUACUUUAUGGCUUGUGUGCAAACCCAGCACGACAAGGAGCGGCAGGACGUGGCGCGCCAAAAGCUGGCCGACAAGGAAGCGCUCAUGCGGGAGUGGAGUCGACAGAAAAUGCACACAUAACCACGUGGUCACUCAACAUGAACUGUUUGGGGUCUUUCGUUCGAUACAGUAGUAGGACUUACAGGUUGGGGAAUCGAUUAAUACUAACGUUAACGUUACAGUAGUCCUUGG